Messenger RNA from Plasmopara halstedii, 2679 nucleotides. RefSeq lists its product as hypothetical. Gene Ontology annotation, cellular component: membrane. Bases 1 to 2679 code for a protein of 892 amino acids. Lineage: Eukaryota; Oomycota; Peronosporomycetes; Peronosporales; Peronosporaceae. The record is from RefSeq and is a predicted model, not a curated record. Gene Ontology annotation, biological process: proton transmembrane transport. Gene Ontology annotation, molecular function: antiporter activity. The transcript has a single exon.
AUGAAAACAAAGCGUGCGUUUAACGCUCUCUAUUUAAUGAUAGCAGGAGCUACCACCUUCUCGUUCAUCGUAUCGGGUGAGUCAAACACUGAUCGUCGAUUAAGUUCCCCAGCUGAAGAUCAAGACGUGACGGUGCCAUUUAAUUCGUGGAACAACACAGUUGAUACCUUGCGCAAUGUACUCGCUUUUGUCAUUGUUCUCGUUGCAGCACAUCCGCUUGCCGUCUUUUUUCCUCGAUUCUUUAAACUUCCAUUGAUUACUGGCUACCUUAUCAUUGGAAUCAUUGCAGGUCCUUUCGUUGCGAAUUUAUUAACUGAAGAGAUUGUCAAUAUGCUUUCAAAUUACGUUAGCGCAUUGGCCUUAUCGUUCAUUUCGUUUCAAGCUGGUCAAGAAAUCUACAUUCCCGAACUUCGACCACAACUCAAAUCCAUUUUCAUUCUUCUUUCAACGCUUUACAUUACAGCUAUGGUCAUCCUAACGUCCGUUCAUUUACUAGUGGAAAGUGCUUUCUUUUAUGACAACCUUGUGUUGAAUUGUCAAUUGGGGAUUGCACUAAUGUUUGGCUCCAUCUCUGUGUUGGGCUCCCCGGCUACUGUCAUGGCUAUCAAGAUUGAACUCAAUAGCGUUGGUCCAUUCACAAGUUUAAUGCUUGGCGCGACCAUGACAGCGGAAUUUGUCGUGUUAUUAUCAUUCUCCAUCUCUCGCAUUGUCUGCUCUAUUUACUGUGCUGAAUUGGACGUUUCGAUGACAAACUUAAUUUUUACCUUGAGUAUUGUCAUGUCAAAUAUUCUCGUGGGAAUUGCUCUUGCAGGAGCUACAUUUGCUAUCUUUCAGAUUCCAGGAGGUGAACCUCAUCAUCAUCAUGAAGAAGCGCAUCAAACGCAUGGUGAAGUGCUUGAAGUAGACGAUAGUCCAGGUGCAUCUGUCUACUACAACCAAAAGACUGAUACCAAAGUUUCUACACUUGAUGUCGACAACGCACCACAUCCACACAAUGCUUAUCCAGAAGAGAAUGUAUCAAAAGCUUCAUCAAUUUUAACCCAUGAGACGUCAUUGCAGCUUAAAGGUUUCAUUUGGUUAUCAAUGGGGUAUGUCUUUUACAUUUCCACGUCUACAAUCGCCAAAGCUACUGAUGCUGCAUACGGUUUGUCAUGGGAAGUGAAGCUUGAGCCAUUGCUUGUGCUGAUGAUUGCUGCAUGUAUCGCUGGUCAUCACACGGGAAUUCGUCAUGACAUGCAUGUGAUUCUUGAUACGGCUGCACCGUACAUGUUCUUACCCUUCUUUGUCAUGACAGGUGCUGCACUAAAGUUAGAUCAAGUAGUUCAUGCUAUUCCACUUAUGUCGGUAUACGUCAUGCUUCGAUACAUUGCAAUUUUCAUUGCUUGCUAUGUUGGCGGUCGUUUCUUGUUGAAAUUAUCGCCGCGACAGUACAAUAAUCUUUGGCUUACUAUGACACCUCAAGCUGGUGUCGCGCUGGGUUUAGCUAACGAAGUCAAAGCUAUGAGUGACGAGACAUGGGCUGCUGAUUUUGCAGCAACGAUCGUAGCAGCUGUUGUCGUGAAUCAAAUCAUUGGUCCUGUUUUGUGUGCUAUGGGUUUGAGUCGUGCGGGUGAAACGUUAAAAGAUCGAGCGAUUGAAGAACAUGAUGAUCAAGAUUUGUAUGAUGGCAAAGAUCCAACGGCUACUGGAGAGUUUGGAGAGUACAAAGUUCGACCAAGUCGACUUUCAAUUAUGACGGGCAAAGUCUCGAUGCAUGAUCACGAAGAUCCAAAAGCGCCAUUGCCAUUUUAUAAGCUACGAAAUGCUGUCGUGAUUGGAGAUGAUGAAGUGGCAUUUGAAAUUGCUUUAGAUCUGUCGCUAUAUGGUGCACAUGUAAAUGUGCCGCUUUUGGAUCAAGAACGUACUCGAAAGUGGCAACAGAUGAAUGAAAAUAUCUUGAAACGAAACGCUAAAGGUGAUUUGAUAUCGUAUAAAGAUACAUUAAAAGAUCGAGACAAUGCUCAAGCCAUGUCAGCUGCUGAUGUGGUUGUCUUUACGGGCAAUGCCGAUCGUACACGUGAAAAUAUUCGUUUGUUUACGUCAUUACUAGGAAAUACACCAUCUCGAAUGAUUGUUGUGGUGCCAGAUUGCACAUUUAGCGAAGAAUUAAAAGCACAAGGGAUCUUGGUUAUCCAACCAUCGAUUGCUUUAGCAAAUAUUGUGACACGUAUGGCUUUACUGGAUCAAAAGUCAGCACAAGCUUUAUCAAAUGAAAUUAGUACGACUAAUGCUUUGAGUACUGCCUCGUACUUCUUACAAACAGAAGGAGGAUAUCGUGCUUCUGUAUCGGAAAUGCGAAUCGAUUCUCGUCAUUUGGCAUUAGGACGGAGUGUUGUGAACCACCAUUCGGUAAAUUAUGACCGUUUGGUUGAAACAUUAGCUGCAGAAAACUUACCCAUCCCUCCACCUCCAUCACGUGUGGCUAUGUUUGGUACGUCUGCUGCCGGAUUUGAUCCAUUCGCACGUCGUGAGUCAAGUUUCUUUGUCAUGCAUGAUGAAGUGGACGAUAGUGAUGAAGUGAUUUUGUCUACACCAAACUCACGUCGACGAGCUCCGUCACAUCAAAGGAUGAGUCUCUCGCACUUAUCUCGUCGUAGUGGGUCUCAUUCGUACAGCACCUCGUUUGUUAGUAAUCUUUAA